Aspergillus sclerotioniger CBS 115572 is the source of this 2035-nucleotide messenger RNA. RefSeq names its product putative ferrooxidoreductase Fet3 (gene fetC). The record is from RefSeq and is a predicted model, not a curated record. NCBI's taxonomy places the organism in Eukaryota, Fungi, Ascomycota, Eurotiomycetes, Eurotiales, Aspergillaceae. Gene Ontology annotation, biological process: reductive iron assimilation; cellular response to iron ion starvation. The coding region runs from base 32 to 1870 and encodes 612 amino acids. Gene Ontology annotation, cellular component: high-affinity iron permease complex. Gene Ontology annotation, molecular function: ferroxidase activity; copper ion binding. The transcript has a single exon.
CUCUCGUCUUCAUCUCAGGCGGACAGACAGGAUGGCAUUCCCCCGCCAUCUGCUUUCCUGGCUCGCAGCCGUCGUGUUCCUCGCCCAAUGCCAGGCCAAAACUGUGACUUAUGACUUCAAUGUUACUUGGGUCACGGCCAACCCAGACGGCCUGGCCGAGCGAGAGGUGGUUGGCAUCAACGGUCAAUGGCCCUUACCCGUGAUUGAGGUGGACAAGGGAGACCAGCUGGUGGUGAACAUGUACAAUGGACUGGGCGACAAGAGCACGUCCAUUCACUUCCACGGCAUGUACCAGACCAACACCACCGACAUGGACGGACCGGCCCUGGUGACCCAAUGCCCGGUGCCCCCUGGCAGCUCCAUGACGUAUAACUUCACCGUCAACCAGAACGGCACGUACUGGUACCACUGCCACACCGACUAUUGCUACCCCGAUGGCUACCGCCAGGCCUUGAUUGUGCACGACAAUAGCUCCUGGUUUGCCGAUGAGUACGACGAGGACCUGACCAUCACCAUGACAGACUGGUACCACGAGCUCACCCAGGAGAUCGCCCCGACUUUCAUCACCGUUGACAAUCCCACGGGAGCCGAGCCCAUUCCCGACUCGUUCCUCUUCAACGACACCCUCAACACCAAGAUCCCCGUCGAACCAGGCAAAACAUACCUGCUACGCCUGAUCAACAUCGGUGCCUUUGUCGCGCAGUACUUCUACAUCGAGGAUCAUACCAUGCGCAUCGUCGAGAUCGACGGUAUCUACACUGAUGCCGCCGAGGCCGACAUCCUCUACAUCUCUGCUGCCCAGCGCUACUCUGUUCUCGUCACCAUGAAGAACUCCACGGACAAGAACUACCCGAUCGUGACCGUGGCAGACUCCGUCCUGCUCGACACCAUCCCCUCCGACCUCAAGCUCAACCAAACCAACUGGCUGGAAUACAACUCCAGUGCCUCCUUCCCGCAAGCCGUGAUGACCGUGUCCGAUUGCUCCGAUCUGGACCCCUACGACGAUAUGGGCCUCGUUCCCUACGACAGGAUGCCCCUUCUCGAGGACCCCGACGUCUCCCUCGAGCUCACCGUCACCAUGCAAGUCCUCGAUAACGGCGCAGACUACGCCUUCCUCAACGACAUCUCCUACACCAAGCCCAAGGUCCCCACCCUGUACACCGUCAUGUCAGCCGGGUCUCUCGCCACCGAUGCCACCGUCUACGGUGACUACACCCACUCCGUGGUGCUAGACGAGGACCAGGUCGUCGAGAUCAUUCUCAACAACGGCGACACUGGCUCUCACCCCUUCCAUCUCCACGGCCAUGCCUUCCAGAUGGUUGACCGUUUCCCCAGCUACGGAGAGCAUUUCUACGACUACGCUGAUGGGGAUCCCGUCACAUACAACGCCUCCAACCACAGCACCUUCCCAGCCUACCCCCCGCGCCGAGACACCUUCGUCCUGCCGCCGCAGGGAUACUUCGUGAUCCGCUUCAAGGCCGACAACCCGGGAGUGUGGUUCUUCCACUGCCACAUUGACUGGCACUUGGCGCAGGGUCUGGCGAUGGUCUUCAUCGAGGCGCCCCUGGCGAUCCAGGAACGGGUGACCAUUCCUCAGCAGCAUUACGACGUAUGCGAAGCGGCAGGAAUUGCCUAUGAAGGAAACGCGGCUGGAAACACCGAGGAUUACACGGACCUGUCGGGCCAGAACAAGCAGGUCGCUUGGCUACCCGGUGGAUUCACGGCCCGGGGUAUCGUGGCUCUGGUGUUCUCGUGUGUGAGUGCGUUCCUCGGAAUGGGUAUGAUUGCAUUCUACGGCCUGUCGGAUAUCAAGAAGGGGGCACAGGCCCCGACUGCACGCAGAGAGGAGGUGAGAGAGCAUGAAGACUAAGGUGAUCUCUGGUAUUAGGAGGGACCUUUUGUGUUGAUGAUCCUUCUUGUUAUUGCGCGUUUAAUAUCAUGGAUGUCUGUAUAUAGGAGAAGAUCCCUAUGCGAGGGAUACUGGUUUAUGUGUAGGCCGCCACUCUAAUCUUGCAUGUCGCGUCAUAUACCCGAU